Messenger RNA from Drechmeria coniospora, 1323 nucleotides. RefSeq lists its product as uncharacterized. Lineage: Eukaryota; Fungi; Ascomycota; Sordariomycetes; Hypocreales; Ophiocordycipitaceae. The transcript has a single exon. The record is from RefSeq and is a predicted model, not a curated record. Bases 1 to 1323 code for a protein of 440 amino acids. Gene Ontology annotation, molecular function: DNA-binding transcription factor activity.
AUGCGAGCAAUGUCUCGACAACAACCUCCCCCUGACUUCCAUGACCGCGACCUUUCAUGGAGCGUGACACCGGUCAGCGAUGCGCAGAGUUCUCCGAACGACAACCUCUUUGAUCAAUCUUUCUUUCUCCAGAGCUCCUUUGAAGGAUAUUCGCCUUCACAAUGGGACUGCGUCGAUGGCCAUGCCAUGAGCUGCAAGGACGAGGAUGUGUACCAUGCUCCUCGGUACCCACCGUUGCAGAGCGAGACGUGGGCUCCGCCGGCAUCACGCAUGGAGGCACCCGCGUCUGGAACCCCUGCUGCUCAGAACUCGGGCUUGGAGGUGACGACGAUGCCGGAUGGCCCUCCAGCGUCUCUCACAGCUUGGGCGACAUGGACAUAUCCAUCGCAACCUGUGACUGCUGCCGCACUUUCGCCGACGAGGGAGGAAAAUGCACCUUGGACGUCGAGCGGCUUCCUUUCAGCUGGCCUCGUGGAAUCUGUCGACGCCGGCAUCGACCCUUCGUUCGACGCUGGCGAAGCGUCGGGCCACCAUCUCGCGCCUCACUCCACUGGCUGUCUGGACCAUCUCCGCGUGCUACAAGGCGCUGGCUCCGCACAACAGGACAACGUGGGCGCGCAAGCGACGACUGAGUUCGCGUGUUCCAUCUGCUCCGUCAACUUGGCGACUUUGGAGGAGCAGAGGAGGCACGUGGCAGGAGGCCUCUGCAAACCCUUCCCCUGCCUUUUCCUUUUCGCCGGCUGCAAAUUUCGUUUUCUCUACAAGAACGAGUGGAAGCGGCACGUCAACACGAUUCAUGUCAUCGUUGAAAGUUUCAUAUGCACGCUGGGGAGCUGCGCGAAGAAGGGGCCAAAGCAUAGCCUCCGGCCUCUGCCGAGCGUCUGGACCCGUCAAGCCCACCUGGUUCCGCUACACGGCACCGUCGCGACUCGCAUCGACUUGCUCAAGAAUCACAUGAGCCGCGCCCAUGGAGAGGUCGCUUCGGAGAUGCGGAGCCUACCGGGCGUCACCAGGAUUCCUCUUCAGAUGCCGCCGUCGAUGGCGUGCUACGCGCCAGGAUGCGAAGAGUCAUUCUCCGAUUGGGCUGCCUUUUUGCAUCACGUUGCCGACGUCGGCCACCUGCGCUCGCCACUGUCACCCUUGUGUCCUAGGGGUCGUUGGCUUGUCGACUUUGGCCUCGAGACGGGCUUUCUCAAGGAAACGUGCGGCGCGGUACGAUUUGCCAACUCGCUGGAGGGAGUCAAGGGCCACAAGCCGAAAUCUGUCGGAAACAGGGUCUACGGAAAGAAGCAGUCUUGGACGGUCCAGAAGCGGAAACUUUGA